Theobroma cacao (cacao) is the source of this 1809-nucleotide messenger RNA. RefSeq names its product D-amino-acid oxidase. The record is from RefSeq and is a predicted model, not a curated record. Gene Ontology annotation, cellular component: cytoplasm. Lineage: Eukaryota; Viridiplantae; Streptophyta; Magnoliopsida; Malvales; Malvaceae.
GGGUCAGCACCGAGGUUGGUGAAGACUAGCUGUUUUUUACUCAUUGGAAAGUUGAGAGUAUACAUUUUCCUUUUGGGCGAAGGAAAUAACCGUUUUGCCUACCCACGCCCAGAAAAUCAAAAGUAUUUGGGCUAAGGACACAUGGUGAUCGAACCCAGGAACUGAAUCUGGACCCAAUUACAAUUAAAUGUAACCGGAUCCUCCAUGAACCAGUUAGGAAAUUAAUUUAAUAGCAAAUAACACGUGUCAGCUCAAGACCACCCGUUACCGCUUCGCCAUACAAAAAGCAAUCAGUUGGGUAUGGCGGUGACAUCAUCAUCAUCGCCGCUAUCCACACUCUAUCUCUUCCUUCGACCGAACCGAAACCAUCGAACGCUCUCCAACGUUGUGAUAACCGCUGCUUCGAUCCGCUGCUUCUCGUCACCAUCACAACAAAUGGAUGACCAACGACAACCAGAAACGACGAAGCGCGUGGUGGUCUGUGGCGGCGGCGUAAUCGGUGUAUGCACGGCUUAUUUCCUAGCCAAAAAGGGCGCUGCCGUUACUCUCAUUGAAAAAUCCUCCGUAGCCUGUGCGGCUUCCGGAAAAGCGGGCGGAUUCCUCGCUCUAGAUUGGUGCGACGGUGGUGCUGUCGGGUCACUUGCGCGCGCUAGCUUUAAUCUCCACCGUGCACUCUCCGAAGAACUCAACGGACCCGAAUCGUACGGCUAUCGACCCCUCACCACUCUCAGCAUUACAGUAACCGAAUCACGCUCAUCUUCUCCGUCCGGUGACUCUACAAUCCCAUCUUGGGUCGAUGGGCCGGCACGUGGGCCCAGAACGAUUGGAUCGACCCAAACGACAGCCCAAGUACAUCCUCAAUUAUUUACUAGAACUCUGUUAAAUACGGCUGUUGAAAAAUAUGGUGUUGAGGUGGUGAUUGGGAAAUUGGAGCAGUUGCGGGUUCAGGGAGGGCGAGUUGGAUCGGUGGUACUUGAAGGAGGACGAGUUAUUGAGUCAGACUCGGUUGUUUUGGCACUUGGGCCGUGGACUGGAAAGUUUGAGAUGUUGGCUUCAAUGUUUAGAGUUUAUGGGCUGAAGGCCCAUAGUAUUGUCCUGGAGCCGAAAGAGCCUGGUGCUAUAACGCCCCAUGCUCUUUUUCUUAGCUAUCAUCUGCAGGGCGGCAAAGCCAUGGACCCUGAAGUUUACCCUCGUCCAACUGGGGAGGUGUAUUUAUGCGGGAUGUCGGCGGAGGAGGAGGUGCCAGAUGAUCCAGAGCAAAUAGUUGGCAACCCAGAGUCAAUACAGACGCUGAAGAGAGUGGCUAGUAACGUUUCGAGCCAUCUGGCUGAAGGAGAGGCGCGAGUGAAGGCAGAGCAAGCUUGUUUCUUGCCAUGUACCGACGAUGGUGUGCCAGUGAUUGGAGAACUUCCAGGGGUCAAGGGGUGUUAUGUGGCCACUGGUCAUAGUUGUUGGGGGAUUCUCAAUGGUCCAGCUACAGGUGCUGCUGUGGCUGAGCUUGUGCUUGAUGGACGUGCUAGCAUUGUUGAUCUUAGUCGGUUUAGUCCUGCUAGAUUUGUUGGGCGUGGAAAGGUUACGGUUUGAGAUGUGUGUUUUCAGAAACCAUUUUCAUUGAAGGAAGCUUCACUUUAGUGCUUCUGCUGUGAAUCCUUAUAAAGUAAGAUGAGCAUUGGGGAAUGUCACCUGUAGCGCCUUGAUACUACAUACAAUGAUACUUGCUACUGCCUCUUUGCCCCAACCAUUUAAAAAUAAAUAUAUACAAACUAAUGUACAAAUUGGUUUAUGAUAGAAUCAUUUGAAAUUAAUCGA